AUGGCGUAUAGCGGGACUGGAAUUUCAUCCUUAGCUGCACAAUGUCAUCAGCUUUUCCAGAAGCAUUUAAAAGGCGAUGGUGGUAGCCCACCUAUGCUUACUCGAUUACUACAAGAGUCUCAAUAUCGAUUUAAUGCUUGGAGUUCAUAUCUAGGAGUGUUCGCAACCCAAACUGCAUCCCUUGACACCCGCCUAGAAGACACCAGUGAGAAGAAACUGUUCCUUGAGAUACUUAGAUUAUUGAAAAGGAACCUACAGCUCUUGUUGGAAGAUUCACGUCGCCAAACUAGGAAGCGGGACUCGAUAGGGGACUUCGUCGACCAUUCAAAAGAAUAUGAAGGCCUUAAGGAGAUAUACGAUGCCAUCCACCGUUCAAUAGAUCGCCUUGAACGUCUAGGAGUGGCUAUCCGACGAUCUUCUACCUCUGGUCUCCACCGGAAAGUUGAGGCAUUCUCGAAGAGAAAGGCACAGGCCUCAUUCGAAGAAUUAGCUACACAGAUCGUUAGAUCAUUAUAUCCCGACGCUUCUGAGAGCUUAACAUAUUACCUUGGCCGAAAUAUAUUCUUACGAUAUGCCAAAUUGAGAUAUAAAGAGGAACACCAGAAGAAGCUUGCUUACAAGCGACAAGACCUCUCGGAUAUUGAAGAGAGCGAUGAUGAGACUUUGGUUUCCGUAGAGAAGAACACUCAAACCCAACCAUUCACGCGCCCAGACGAGAUAAACAUGGUGGAGCCAGAGGACACCGUGCUGGAAAAAGUGAAUACCAAACCAAAGGAGCCUGACAUUCAACCAUCAGAUACAGCACCAUCUACGUUGAAACAACCCUUUGAAUGGCAUGCGCCGCCCAGCAAGACGUCAUCCGAUUUGGUCCGUGGUGCCAGGUAUCCUCGGCCACCGGUAGUCGAAUAUGCUCCUGGGUUGACAAGAUGCGAAUGGUGCUUCGAAUGUUAUACUACGGCGCGGUUUAAAGAUACUAAAUGGUGGAAACGUCAUGUUAAUAAAGACCUCAUUCCCUACGUAUGCCUAUCUGAAGAAUGCUCUGAGUCGAUGGUCCAGUUUGACAGAUUUGAAGACUGGAAAACGCACUUGGAUGAUUGCCAUUCAUCAAGGUGGGCAGAAAAGGUUCACUCCAAGACAUGGAUCUGUGAUAUCUGCCAUCCAGAAUGCCAAUUUCCCAGUUUGAAGUUGAUCGAAACACACAUGCAUGAUAUGCACGGAGAUACCUUCACAGAUAUCCAAAUAGAGGUGCUCGCGGAAGAAAGCGCGAUUCAAACACCAAGACCUAGUAGACAGUGUCCAUUAUGCUGCUUCCAAGUUGAUGAUAAUAACCCACAACCCGAGAACCGAAACCUGACGAACCACACAGAUUCCCCGGAUAUUCAUGGUGCAGAUGAACUCGAUCCUGGGACGACUGAAAGAAGGCCACCGAAAAGAGUCAGGUUUAACACACCCCCGUCACAGAGCUCCCGCAACUCUCCUCAGCCCAUAGAUAAUAAUACCGAGAGCAAACCCAAUACAGGUACUGAUCAUAAUCAACCACAACCACAGCCCAUCGAGCAAUGCCAUAUGCAAGUUGCGCUCCAUGUCGCCAAGCACCUACAGAUGCUAAGUCUCAUCUCGCUUCGGCUGAAAGCACUGGACCAGUAUACCAAUGCCGAGCUGGAAGAGAACGCAGACCACGCAUCACAUAGUGCUGCUAGCUCAGCUGCUAGCUCACCCCCAAGCUCACAAGGCAGUAAUCUCGGAUCUAUUUCUAUCUUCGGGUUUGAUUCUGUUGAGGAUAUACCAACACUCUUUGCAGAUACUGGGCAUCCACCCUUGCGGAAUACGCAGAACCUCCUAGUACCUUGGAACUACCGACUCCAUCUCAGCAGUGAAGAUUUCAAAGAAGAUUUCAAAGCUACCGAUUCUAUCGUGGCCAUUAUGGGGGACCGACCACGGCCGGAUUUAGGCCCAUUCCCGACAACCACAUUCCCGGGGUUAGGUGAGCCUCCAGACAUGUCAUACAUACAAGAUUUAUCUAAGGCCGAAUAUACCGAAAACAGGAUCCGCCCGACUGAGUUGAAUGUCGACUAUGGCGACUUUUACGAUGUUUACGAACAUCCCCAGGACUUGUUUAGACACAACGCAUAUGAGGUUAGGCUAGAUUUGGCACAUAUCUCAGGGGGGGAGACAACAAAAACCUUUGAAAACACCGAUGCUCCAGGUUUCAUCAAAGAUGGUGAUAACAUGCCUAUUGAAGACGAGCGCCUACAAAACUGGUAUAUUUCGAAUAAUCCACAGCUUGAUCAUUUACCCAGCACAACAAAAAACGACGGCGAGGGCGGCUGGACCUUAUCGUCGUGGCUUCGCAGCGUGGAGGAAGAGAUACCCGGCAAGGAAAGCUGA
Messenger RNA from Daldinia decipiens, 2388 nucleotides. RefSeq lists its product as uncharacterized. Lineage: Eukaryota; Fungi; Ascomycota; Sordariomycetes; Xylariales; Hypoxylaceae. Bases 1 to 2388 code for a protein of 795 amino acids. The transcript has 3 exons. The record is from RefSeq and is a predicted model, not a curated record.